Capsicum annuum is the source of this 396-nucleotide messenger RNA. Its product is annotated as B3 domain-containing protein At2g33720-like. NCBI's taxonomy places the organism in Eukaryota, Viridiplantae, Streptophyta, Magnoliopsida, Solanales, Solanaceae. Gene Ontology annotation, molecular function: DNA binding. The record is from RefSeq and is a predicted model, not a curated record. The coding region runs from base 1 to 396 and encodes 131 amino acids. The transcript has a single exon.
AUGGUUGCAGCAGCGGAGGGGGAGGAGGAAGGGUACCGGAUAAUUAAGUCGCUGACAAAGAGUGAUGUGAAUGGGGCUUCUAGGCUUUUGCUACCUAGACAAGAGGUCAAGAAUUACGUAUUGCGAUUCGUGAAAGAGGAAGAACAAACUAUAAUUUGCAAUGAAAUACGAGGAGUGGAUGUUACUGUAUAUGAUGUGGAUACACACACAGAGCAUAUUUUGACACUCAGGAAGUGGCCAGCAACUAAUAGCUUUCAACUGGUUAAAGCAUGGACAAGAGAGUUUGUAAAGAGAAGGAAUUUGAAAGAAGAUGAUGUCAUUUGGAUUCGAUGGGAGACAAAAAAUUACAGAUUUUGCUUUGGAGUUCAUACGAGGAAUCAAGUUGAUGCUCUAUGA